AGAUAGUCUCCUUUAGUCCCAUUUGUCUUCUUCUUUACAAAUGUAGUUUGCAAAUCUAUGCAAUACGUAUAUUUGCACCAAGGUUCGUCAUAACAUAACGUACCGCUCGAUAUAGGUGGUAUGUACUGGUCCAAUAGGGGACCAGUAGUGAUACAUUGGUACGCCCCCAUGUACUUCAGUGUGCUCAAUAUGGCUCGGUGCGGCUUGAUAUGUACCGUACUGAUAGUUGAUUGGUACCAGUACGAACCGAUAAGGCGAACCAUGAUUUGCACAUCAUGAUAGCGAGCUUUGGUGUAAGGGUAAGGUUGCAGUCAUCGAAACAACUUUUCUGCUAGUAGCUAAGGAUGCGUACAUUGGUCCUCCACAGGAGCCAUGUGUCCUUGAGUCAACCUUUAUAUGUCUAUAUGUAUGUACAUAUAAUGAAUGAUAUCUUUAGCAAUUGGAGAAAGUUCUUAGAGUUUUCAAGAGUGAGGUUUUUGAUAAGAUAAUCUGGAGCAUGAAGUUUAACUACAGUUCACUUAGCAAAUUGGUCUUGUUACUAAGUGGUUAGUACCUUUUGAUUUUAUAGUAGACAUGAAUAGGUAACGCAUCAAAAUUUGGAAGCAUCUAGGUAUAGAGGGAGUAUAGACACUUGCAUGUCUUUGGGGUGAGAGAAUAUUUUUUUUGUGAGCAUCACAACCAUUACAUGUUUAUGCUUGAAGCUUUAUUGAAACUUUGCAUGGAAAAGAACUGUAUAAGAAGGUUUCUUAAACAUUCUAAAAAAUGCAAAUUUAGAUUUAUAGUAAUUUGUAUGAGCAACUAGAGCUAGUUCAUGACAGGAUUUAAAUCUCUCUCAGAUAUUAGUUUUGAUAAAUGAUCAUACCAAUAUGGUACUGGUAUAUUAGGGAGUAUGCUUCAAAAUUAUCUCGAAGCAAGGCUUUCAUUAUUGGUCCAAUUAUGAUUUUGACAACUUAUUAAUUUGGUACGGUCCUGAGGUACCAAGUUUUAAUUGAUUGCAAACUGAUAAAAGGGUUUGUGAAUAUUAACCGUCUUGUAGUAUCUUCGAAUAUUUCAGGUGAUACUUCUGUUUGUAGUGGCUCUUGUUUAGUGUUAUUCACUGGAAAUUCUGCUCAGCUAAGUGUUGCUGUCGAUCUAAGAAGGUCAAUAGUUUUCUCAUUUAUAGUAUGAAGGCUGAAUUUUUUCCACAUAGAACUGAAGUACAAUGUCUUCAUCGGUGGCAAAAGGUUCUCAAUCCUGAACUUAUUAAAGGUCCAUGGAUGCCCGAGGAGGAUGAGAAGAUCAUCAGUCUUGUAGCAAAGUACGGGGCAACAAAAUGGUCUAUAAUUGCAAAAUCUCUUCCUGGUCGAAUUGGGAAGCAAUGCCGAGAGAGGUGGCAUAAUCAUUUGGAUCCUACAAUAAAGAAAGAUGCAUGGACCGUAGAGGAGGAACUUGUGCUCAUGAAUGCCCAUUGUGUACAUGGAAAUAAAUGGGCAGAAAUUGCAAAGGUCUUACCUGGAAGGACUGACAACUCGAUAAAAAAUCACUGGAAUAGUUCCUUAAAGAAAAAGUUAGAUUUCUUAAUGGCUUCUGGUAAGAUUCCACUGUUUCCAAAACCUGAGAUGCUUGAUGAUUCAGAGGCAAUAACCAACCUAGAUGGUAGACAUUCACUUCUUAGUUUGAGCGAAGGAUCAGAUACAAUUACCAGAGCUUUUUCUGGAUCAGUUUGUUCCUUUGAUUCUGGUUUGCCUGCUGAACCAUGUAAAUUGGAAGACCAAAAUAAUUGGUUGGCAUUGUCAACAGUUCAAGACUCUAAGACAGAAGCUUUAACAAAUUUGACUGUAAGGGGAAUUAAUGAUCCAGAUACUGGAUGCAGCAAGCAUACCUCGACAUCUGAUAUCUGCACUAGAUCUGAUCCAGAAACAGAGUUGGCAGAGUGUAGCAACUCCGGUGAGAAUGAUCAGCUGAAUGAUACCUUGCAACCAACAAAAUCGAAGUUGGAAGCUCCUCCUGUUUUUGGUUCUCUCUUUUACAAGCCAUUCCAACUAGAAGAUGUUUGCCUUUCUGCAGCUUCUACUCUAUUAACCACACAUGAUUCCAUCCAACAAUCAUACUGCUCAGCGAUUGUGACUUCGCCAAAUAGUUGUCUGACUCCUCCCUCUGUGACCGGGAGGAAUUCAAUUCAAAGUGUUGAAUCUGUAUUAAAAAGUGCAGCUAGAAGUUUCUCCAACACUCCCUCUAUUUUCAGGAGGACAAAGAGGGAAGCAGAAACGAUGUUUGCUUCUGAUAGUAGUUCGUCACAGCCAGAUAGGUUAAAAAUUCUGGACACUUCUGGUACUACUGUAGAAGGAAAGAGUGGAGAUAACUCAGAGGCAACCGAUUCUUCAAAAUUCAGUUCUAGUCCUUGUGACAGUGGAACCAUAUUAUACAAUGGAAAGAGCUUUAAUGUUUCUCCCGCGUACAGGUUGAGGUCCAAAAGGUCUGCAAUCGUCAAAUCAGUGGAGAAGCAGCUUGAUUUUACAUUCAAGGAAAAUGAUUGUGAUGGUAAUAUUGAACACCUGAACUUGCCUACAGACAGCAGUUCCCAUAGUUCCAAUACCAUCCUUCCGAGCAUACAGGAGAGGAAAUUAACUGAGCCUCCAAUUGGAUCGUAAAGUGCCAAGAACUAAAAAAACAUUAAGAUGGCCAUGACCACCUCAUACACAAGAUGUAUGAUUCUUACAUGGAUCUAGCAGGUUAAAGACUUGAGAUGUGCUGCAGAUCCAAAAUUGAAAAUCUGAGUAAACAUUUGGCGGAUUGGUAAUCUCCACUGAUACCCAGUGGUCAUGCAAGUCUGCGUUGGUUUCUCAUUUGAAAUGUACAGAUGAUGUCCUAAUUUUGCAGAAAUAAGCUAUUUUGCACAAAGGAUGUCCAACUUACAUGAUGUUCAAGCAUCCAAAACGGCAUAAUUGUACAUAAACAAACCCCCUUAAGAUGAGAGAAAUGGUUUUAGAAACCUGCAGUGGAAUAAAAGCUCAUCAUGUCUUCACUCGGCCUUCA
This is a messenger RNA of Musa acuminata AAA Group (dessert banana), 3015 nucleotides long. Its product is annotated as transcription factor MYB3R-2-like. The transcript is spliced from 6 exons. The record is from RefSeq and is a predicted model, not a curated record. Gene Ontology annotation, cellular component: nucleus. Bases 1164 to 2630 code for a protein of 488 amino acids. Gene Ontology annotation, molecular function: RNA polymerase II cis-regulatory region sequence-specific DNA binding; DNA-binding transcription factor activity, RNA polymerase II-specific. Gene Ontology annotation, biological process: regulation of DNA-templated transcription. NCBI's taxonomy places the organism in Eukaryota, Viridiplantae, Streptophyta, Magnoliopsida, Zingiberales, Musaceae.